Molecule: messenger RNA, 970 nt
Organism: Aspergillus wentii DTO 134E9
Lineage: Eukaryota; Fungi; Ascomycota; Eurotiomycetes; Eurotiales; Aspergillaceae
Exons: 2
Coding region: 179-712 (177 amino acids)
Source: RefSeq, a predicted model, not a curated record
UGAGGUGGCUUCAAUACGAGGAGGCGUCGACUAGAUAUCUGCAAUAGUAGAUAUCAGUUAAUUCCAUACAGGGGUGCCGAGCAGUGAGACUAUGGCUGCUGACGCCGACGUCGUGUUAUAAAAGCAGAGAAUGCACUCUGAAUAUCUCAAGAACAUCAUAUCAAACAAUCCAUUCACCAUGGCUUCACUCACUUCCACAGAGCUUACCGAAAUAAACAAUCUUCCCAUCGACGAAGAAUGGAAAGUCUUACUUCAGGAACUGCUGACCAAAGGUGUUAAAGUCAGCCUGAACGAUGUCAAGCGCAUUUGGCAACUGGCCAUGAACCGCAUCAGUUACAUCGAGGACCUCGAGUCUCGCAUACUUUGGGUUGAGACCGGAAACGAGCGAGCAGGGCUGGCACAUAUCCUCAAGAGACAUCUUGGUGAAUUCGAAGAAUACGAUUCCGACAAGUUGCUGGAACUUGCUGAAGCAUCAACCUCGGUCGGUCUGCCCAUGGGGAUUCAGGGGAAGAUAGGGAGAAGCCGUCCUAUAUUUGCUCUGUUCUUCUAUGGAAAACCACUGGGUAUCGCUGUUCAGGUGGGAAGCAACGGCUUUGUGGUUUCGAUGAACAAGAAGAGUCUGGAUGAGCUGGCGAGAAAGAACCCGCAGCAUGGUGAUGUCAACCAGCUUAAAGCGCUGCUGCAGGAGUCUCACAGCUGGCCGACUUCCUAGCUUGAAUAUAUGGACUAUUUGUUAUGUAUUUACAAGAGCUAUGCGCUGGUUAUUUAUAUAUAUAUCAAUUCAAACACGGUCUAUAUACGGAACGGUACGAAAGGAGUGGAGGAAUGUACAUUCUGCUCGACUGAUGUGGUGAGGUGGAACUCGGCCUCUCACGGCAAGUUAUAUACAUGGCUGUAUAAACUACAAUUCUCUACCACCAAGGCGUGGAUGGAGUAGGAUAAGUACCAGUCACAGUCUCAGCACUGCACU